AUGCUGGGCGCGACGGAAAAACCCCCAGAAAAAGCUCCACAAUUUCCACCAUCUCAACACAAUGUGGCGCCAGACUGUGAUCCGUAUCAUAACCUGCAGUUUGAUAUUGUGAACCGGUCGCACAAAGACUUCAACAGAUCAGAGACUCCUCCAUAUUCCCACGAUAUUUAUGCGAUCUGCUCUCCGAGCGACAACUAUCCCGUUGAAUUUAACGAUAUAGACUCUGCAUUUGACUGCGACAUCAGCACACUGGACGCAUAUCUCCAUGGCACCCCCUGCAUCAGCAAUGCUACCGACCUUACAGUACCACAGCCAUCCUCCAGAAGUGGAGAUUAUUCUAAUUCCUGCGAUUAUUCGUCGUCUCAGGACACAGAUGCUGUCAAGGAGUUUUUUCCGAAUCUCGUUGUGAGCACUGAAGAAAAUACUCGACGUCGCAACUGUUCUAGUGGUACCGCUACUUUCCUGGUGUCAAGCGAUUCAUCGUUUCCGGUCGACCGAGCAGCUGCACGUGCCUCGAGUGAAUACAGAAUAAGACGCGACAAAAACAAUCUUGCAUCACAGCGCUCCCGCCAGAAGCGAGCCGAGAAAAUGCGAGAGAUGCGGCUUGAGAGGGAAACGCUAGAACGACGUAAUAUUGAAUUGAGAACACUCCUUAACUCUUUGGAGCUACAGGUGGCUGACUAUAAAAGAUUGGUUCUUAUGAUGACAUUUAGUUCUGGAAAAUGCAAGGAUAUAUUGUGA
Molecule: messenger RNA, 741 nt
Organism: Cooperia oncophora
Lineage: Eukaryota; Metazoa; Nematoda; Chromadorea; Rhabditida; Trichostrongylidae
Source: the annotation of a GenBank genome assembly